Molecule: messenger RNA, 651 nt
Organism: Penicillium malachiteum
Lineage: Eukaryota; Fungi; Ascomycota; Eurotiomycetes; Eurotiales; Aspergillaceae
Exons: 4
Coding region: 1-651 (216 amino acids)
Source: RefSeq, a predicted model, not a curated record
AUGCAGGGGCACUACCGCUGGUACCUGAACGCGAACCGGGAUGAUAUGACUCUCCCUCCCCUGGAGAGAUACAACAUCCGUUUCCCUCCUCUUGAGAGAUAUACCCGGUUUGCUACUCCUGGCAAUCUCCGAAGCCACAUCCGAAAGCAGCACGAGGAAAUCGAGCUGGAACCAAUUCCCGGCAAAAGAUGGGAGUAUGCGGGUUGGGUUUUCGCGGCUAUGAGCUUUUAUGAGGGGAUCGUGGAUGCCGCCGGCGUUGUCCUUCCUGAGGUCCCUUUCGGCAUGAGCCCCAAUUCAAACGGCUACGGCAAAUGCCGUGCCUUUGCGUUUUUCCGUCCCCCUCCGGAACUUUUCGAGGUUUUGGAGAAUCAGCUCCAUGAAGGGGAUACCGAAUUCUUCCGGGUUCGGUGCUAUGUGUACCGCCGUCUCGGGGAAAUGUACGGCAUGACGCAGCACCUGUACGGGCUGCUGGGGCGCCCCUACCCCGCUGCGCCCGCUGUCGCCGCUGCCCCUGCUGCGCCCGCUGCUCCCGCUGCCGCCACUGCCGCUCCUGAGGCGGAGGAGCCCGGAGAGGGCGAGGAAGAAGAGGAUGUUGAGGAAGAAGGUGAUUCCAAUGACGCCGGGGAGGCUGAGGAGUCCGGAGAAGUCUAA